CCGCCCCAUUCUCGCGCUCUCUUCCUCCCUCAGACAACUAGCUCCCCCUCUCUCCUCCCCCCUCCACGUAAUUCCGAAAGAGCAGAAGAAAGAGGAGAACAAGAAAAGAGGAGCGAGUAAGCGAGAGUGGAAGCACACACACACAAAAAAAGCCUGAAGAGGUUCAAAGGGGAGGAAAGGGAAAGGAUGGACAACCACAAAACGCAGCGAUUGCGGAAAUUUUCCAGCGCCAUUGGCUGGGCAGCGUGAGUCCUUUGGUCGGGCGUGAUUUCAGCACCGGGGGGACUGGACAGCACCUCGGGGGGACUCUUGGGCAACCCGCAACCACAGGAAGAACUCCACCAGCAGCCUCAACAACAGAAGCCGCCGAAAAGCCUGCUUUGUAUCAGAGAGGCAAGGAUGGUUGCUGUUACUUUGUGAUGAGAUCGGGGAUGAAUUGCUCGCUUUAAAAAUGCUGCUUUGGAUUCUGUUGCUGGAGACAUCUCUUUGUUUUGCCGCUGGAAACGUUACAGGGGACGUUUGCAAAGAGAAGAUCUGUUCCUGCAAUGAGAUAGAAGGGGACCUACACGUAGACUGUGAAAAAAAGGGCUUCACAAGUCUGCAGCGUUUCACCGCCCCGACUUCCCAGUUUUACCAUUUAUUUCUGCAUGGCAAUUCCCUCACUAGACUUUUCCCUAAUGAGUUCGCUAACUUUUAUAAUGCAGUUAGUUUACAUAUGGAAAACAAUGGCUUGCAUGAAAUCGUUCCCGGGGCUUUUCUGGGGCUGCAGCUGGUGAAAAGGCUACACAUCAACAACAACAAGAUCAAGUCUUUUCGAAAGCAGACUUUUUUGGGGCUGGACGAUUUGGAAUACCUACAGGCUGAUUUUAAUUUAUUACGUGAUAUAGACCCCGGAGCUUUCCAGGACUUGAACAAGCUGGAGGUACUCAUUUUAAAUGACAAUCUUAUCAGUACCCUACCUGCCAAUGUAUUCCAAUAUGUGCCCAUCACCCACCUCGACCUCCGGGGGAACAGGCUGAAAACGCUGCCCUAUGAGGAGGUCUUGGAGCAAAUCCCUGGCAUUGCUGAGAUCCUGCUAGAGGAUAACCCUUGGGACUGUACGUGUGAUCUGCUGUCCCUGAAAGAAUGGCUGGAAAACAUUCCCAAAAAUGCCCUGAUCGGCCGAGUGGUCUGCGAAGCCCCCACCAGACUACAGGGUAAAGACCUCAAUGAAACCACCGAACAGGACUUGUGCCCUUUGAAAAAUCGAGUGGAUUCUAGUCUCCCGGCGCCCCCUGCCCAAGAAGAGACCUUCGUCCCUGGCCCCUUGCCAACUCCUUUCAAGACAAAUGGGCAAGAGGAUCAUAUCACCCCAGGGUCUGCUCCAAAUGGAGGUACAAAGAUCCCAGGCAACUGGCAGAUCAAAAUCAAACCCACAACAGCGAUAGCAACGGGUAGCGCCAGAAACAAACCCCCAGUCAAUGGCUUGCCCUGCCCUGGGGGCUGCAGCUGCGACCACAUCCCAGGGUCGGGUUUAAAGAUGAACUGCAACAACCGGAACGUGAGCAGUUUGGCUGAUUUGAAGCCCAAGCUUUCCAACGUGCAGGAGCUUUUUCUGCGAGAUAACAAGAUACACAGCAUCCGAAAAUCUCACUUUGUGGAUUACAAGAAUCUCAUUUUGUUGGAUCUGGGUAACAAUAACAUCGCCACCGUGGAGAACAACACUUUCAAGAACCUUUUGGACCUCAGGUGGCUGUAUAUGGAUAGCAACUAUCUGGACACGCUGUCCCGGGAGAAAUUCGCUGGACUGCAGAAUCUAGAGUACCUGAACGUGGAGUACAACGCGAUCCAGCUCAUUCUCCCCGGCACUUUCAAUGCCAUGCCCAAACUGAGGAUCCUCAUUCUCAACAACAACUUGCUGAGGUCCCUCCCCGUGGACGUUUUCGCUGGGGUCUCGCUUUCUAAGCUCAGCCUGCACAACAAUUACUUUAUGUACCUCCCGGUGGCAGGGGUACUGGACCAGUUAACCUCCAUCAUUCAGAUAGAUCUGCAUGGAAACCCCUGGGAGUGUUCCUGCACCAUUGUGCCUUUCAAACAAUGGGCAGAACGCCUGGGUUCCGAAGUGCUGAUGAGCGACCUCAAGUGUGAGACGCCUGUGAACUUCUUUAGAAAGGAUUUCAUGCUCCUCUCUAAUGACGAGAUCUGCCCCCAGCUGUAUGCGAGGAUCUCGCCCACGUUAGCUUCGCACAGUAAAAACAGCACUGGGUUGGCGGAGACCGGGACGCACUCCAACUCCUACCUAGACACCAGCAGGGUGUCCAUCUCGGUGUUGGUCCCGGGACUGCUGCUGGUGUUUGUCACUUCCGCCUUCACCGUUGUGGGCAUGCUCGUGUUUAUCCUGAGGAACCGAAAGCGGUCCAAGAGAAGGGAUGCCAACUCCUCGGCGUCCGAAAUUAAUUCCCUACAGACAGUCUGUGACUCUUCCUACUGGCACAAUGGGCCUUACAACGCAGAUGGGUCCCAUAGAGUGUAUGACUGUGGCUCUCACUCGCUCUCAGACUAAGUCCUCAACCCUAACAGGGGAGGGGAGCCGGAAAGCGAUAAACAUCCUCCCCUACCGCCAGCAUCCCAGGGGUUAGAGGAGCGCUGACCCAAAUCCAGCUUGCCCCAAGCCUUGAUGGACACAAGUAAAUAAAUAACUAUAAACUCACUUAACUGAAGGGGUCUGACCUCAUAGCAGCUCCCUUCUGGAAACAAAGAGCAGACUGUGCGGAGCUGGGAGAGCGCUCAACUAGCUUGCUCUAUGCUCUGAGGUCCUUUUGAGUGAAAGCCCAGCAUGGGCUCUGCCAGAAGAAUUGACAGUGCUCUUACCCCGGGCAAGGACCUGUGGGGAUGGCUGCAGCAGUUCUAUACAUAUAUACAUAUAUCCACAUCUAUAUAGAGAGAUAGAUAUCUAUUUUUCCCCUGUGGACAGCCCCAUGAUGGCUCCCUGUUGGCUACGCAGGGAUGGGCAGUUGCACGAAGGCAUGAAUGUAUUGUAAAUAAGUAACUGACUUCUGACAAACGAAAAGUGCUGCAUGGCUCGCAUGGAAUCCACGCGCUCCAGGGACUCUGCCCGCCCCCCGCCCCUCCUCCCAGCAACUGGAGAUGGCAUCUCCUUCACAGCACCCAUCCUCUUACCUGAUAAGUCCCAUCAUCAAACUUUCUAUAAACAAAAUACAGUAUAAUCAGAAAGUGCCAUUUCGCCAUUAUUUGUGAUCAGUAGGCAGUUCCAAGAGUAUGUUUACUGUGAAAAAAAAAAUGUAAAGGUUUUAUUUAAGACAUUUGCAUGGCUAAUCAUCAGUCCAUUUUAUGAGUUAGCAAUGUAUUUUGUUGAGGGAAGUUUUUAGGGGUUGUUUUGGGUUCUUUUAUUUUCAUGGUAAUGUUUUAUUUUUUGAGGGGUAAUAUUUUUCUAUACAUAUCCAAUAAUGCCUUCCAUCUGAAUGUAAAAUAAGUACCCAUGAUUUCUAUUAUAGUACCAGUGUAAUUAUUUAAGAAAAAAAAAGAUUUUGAGGCAGUUAAGCAUGACCAAUUAAUGUCACUCUAGUGCUUAGGCUGCGAUCAUAUGGUAGCAAUUCUGUGCUGGUAUAAAUCUUACUUAUAAAGUAGGAAAGAAGAACCAAGGAAGCACGUGAAACUUACUAAUUCUAUUCGAGGAUUUUAUAAUGGCAUAUUUUUUCAGUAUUAAAGUGAAAAUGUUUUCAAAUCUGGGUCCUUACAUUUUUCCAGCUUAUAUUUGCAACUGGUAAAUUGGAUUUGCGGUGGAAGGGAGGGGGAGAGGGAAACGGUUGGGGGUGGAUCCCCUUCUUGAGCUACUUUAAGGCUCUUUUCCCUAAUCGCCUUAGCCUUUUACCCUUUAUGUAGCUCCUCUUUCCCCAGUCCCCACCCCCGCCCCUGCUCAGACUUUAGAGGUUUUCUCCCGUCCACUAAGUAAGGUCUUCCUCCAACACACUUCCUCCCUGCCCCCUUCUCUUAAUGCGGCAGUGAAUCCCUUUAUUAAUACGGGAAAUCCCUGGCUGCUGCUUUUGUUGGUGCUGCCUACACUGCAGAUAUAUUAAGGAUGUUAGGAGAGAUUUGAUUUAAUUGAUUCUGCCUAGAUCGGUCUCAUUAAACGGAGUGGAGAUUUCAUUGGUCAGCACUCCUCCAUGAAAGACAGCCCUAAUGACUGGCAUUUGAGAUGCUGCUGGCAUUUUGAAUCCAACAUCUGCUGAAAACGGUAAAACUAAUUAGCGUCCACCCACCCUCCCCGCCCCAGCAACUGCAUAUUGAAAUUUGUUAAAGCACUCAUCUUUAUGGAAAUCAAUCAUUAUCCUAAAGAAGUGUUUCUCUCCCAUCAUCUGGAUUUCUGGUUGUGGCCCAGUAAUUAACAAGAAAAGCAUUGAAGUAUUUGAAUUAUGUGAACCAAUGCAAUUCUGGCCUCAGUCACAUUCCUCCGGGAUUUCUAAGCAAAUGUAUUUUAUGAAGAGCUAGGCUACAAAAUGACACAUAUUGAUGGGAUUUUCAUUCCACCACAUAUCCACCCUUGAGAAGUAUGUUAAAAACAAAACACAACAAAACAAAAAAACCUCUCAGACCACAGACAAAAAAAGGAAAAAAAAAGUAUAGAACUCUAAGUCACCUAAUGAAAGAUGAAAGUCCAGAACCAGUCUUAAGUAGAUUUGCCAUCUAGAACUCAUAUUCUAAAGGGAAGUAAUUUCCCAGAACAAUGCUGUUCUGGACUAUGUACUAUUUAUUUUAACAUUUUUAAAAUAAAAUCUUUAUGAUAAACCAUGACAGUUCCUAAGGCCAUUCAUCAUUUUUUUCUCUUGGUUCUUUUGUUUGUGGACUGCAUUUCAUAUGGUAAAACUGGGAUCUACUAUCCUCUGACAAAUAUUAUGGGUUGUUUUUUAUUUAUUUAUUUUUAUUUUGAAGGUUUUGCUUCUUUUUAUGAAAAAAAAAAUGAAUGGUUUUCUGAUAAGAACCAAAGAAUUUGUUUGUGAUAGAAAAAUUGGAGAAGAGAGCCAUAUAUUCUACAACAUUAUGACCCAAAGAAGGGGGAAAAAAAAGGCAGGUGUAGAAACAAUGACUUUGUUGGAAGGUGGCAUUUAAAAAAAGAUGUCUACUGAGGAAGGGUAGUAAUUUUUAAAAUUGAUGUAUGACUAGUAUAAUUCCAGAAACUAGACCUUUCAGAAGGUUUGCACAGGGGCGACAACUUUUCCUCAUCCUGAUUAAAAAGGAAUUACUAAGUAGAAGCCAAGGUUGAAGGGGUACCAUUGUUUUUAAAAUAGUAACUUUAAUAGUUUUUAUAUAGUCACUUCACAUAAUUAUUCAGUUUAAUCUUCAAGACCACAGGAUAAUUUAGUAUGAUACUACUGUUUCUGUUACAUAAAAGUGGAAUCAAACCCAGGGCUUCAUGUAUGACAGACAAGUGCUCAACCACUGAACUGCAUCACAGCUUUUUCAUAUUUAUCUUGAGACAGAGUCUUGCUAAGUUGCCCAGACUGACCUGGAACUCUUGCCUUAGCCUAUUAGAGUCGUGCUCCACCAUACCUGGUUGUUUACUAUUUUGAUAUACUAUUACUGCCACUUUAUAUUAGGUGUGAGCUUAAUAGAUUUAUGUUUAAUUAAAAUGUAUACACAUAUUUAGUUUGCAGGACACAUAAUCCAUAUGUUCUUACCAUGUCUCUUUCAUUUAGGAGUACUUAGCAUCUUCUUUUUAUUUCAUCUUUACAUAAAAUGUUCAUAUAAUUCUACUUGUCAUUUGUAUUAGUUGAGAUAUCUUGUUUGCAGUUAGAUCAUUCUUUUUUAAUUCAUCAAAGAGAGGAAGAAAUCUGGGUCAUGUCUAAUGGAAAAAAGAGGAAAGAAUAAGAUAUUUUAUUUAGUUCCAUUGCUUUAAAGAAAGUAGUAUUUUCUGUAACUAAGAAUAUCCUAGAACCUAACUUGUUGCCAUAGAAAUUUAUUGUUUAACCAUUUUAUAUAUUUAUCUAAGAGGAAGCUGGAAUUGCUGAUCUAAAAUGCACAUAAAGAUUUUUUUUUCUUAACAGUAUUUGUGUUAGAUGUAAUUAGAAUUUUCAGACAUUUUAAUAAGUAUUAAAAUUAUAUUGGUAAAUCCAAAGACAGUCUGUUAAUUUAGCUUUUUCAGGUUUCUAAUAAAUCUUAUAUUGUAUGUACAGAGAAAUGGAUGAAUGUGCAAGGAUGAACAGUGAAGAGUGCAUUUAUAAUAUGUAAUUACAUAAAAGGCAUAUUAAUUACAUUGGUUACUAAUUCACUAUUUCUACUAGAAAAUUUAUAAAUAUUUUUAUUUGUGUUUAUUUGAAGAAGAUAGAAAUAUAAACUGUGUUAAGGAUUUAAUUUUAGCAUAUAUUGUUUUGAUUCAUUUUCUCUCAUUUAAAUAUCUAUAAAAUAAGAUAUGGUAUUUAAUUUUUGAAAAAUGUUCUCUGUAUGCUAUUACAGAAUUAGAGUAAAAACAUAUUCAAGUUUUUAAAGUUAUAUUAUUUACCUCAAUUUAGCCCUGAAUAAAAGGAAGAGAGGGGAAAUUAAACAGGUUUUAUAUAAUCACCAGGCACUUUCUUUUAUCUAUAGUGUUGGCAAAAUGUUAUUUUCAAAACUAACAUAUAGGGCAUAUAAGAUGUUUCUUUUUGGAGUUAAAACCUGAAGAUAUACCUUCAAAUUUUGAUUCCAUGAAAAGCAUAUUAUAUUGUAAUCUGAAACAUAAACUGACAUUGACUCUGUUGUGACCUAUCAAAAUGUGAUUGAAUUUUUUGGGGAAAAAAAAAAAAAAAACACUGGAGAGUUAAGAUAAUAAUGGUUGCUGUGUUGAAGAACUCUAAUUUUAAAAUGAAAUUUUAAAAAGUGGAAAAAUCAUCUUAGAUUUUCUUUAAAUCUUUAAAACCCAGUGCAACCCUUUUACCUCAAUUGUCUGGCAAUUUCAGUUUAUUGGCUUGGACCUUAAUUAUCCAAUUGGCUACCUUUCUCCCAUUUACUUUCUAAAUAUAUCUUAUAUUAUACUCUUGAAAUAUAAUUACAUUUCAUACUUGAACUUUGCAUAAAGCUUACUGGAGAACUAUUUAACAGUUUAAAUAAUUUUGAAUAUAUCAGAUAUAAAUUUUCAACUGCCAAUGUUAACUGGGCACUUGCUACACACACACACACACACACACACAAAUAUAAGAGUUAUAUCUUGGUUCUAGGAUGCCCACAGAUAUCAAAAAUGAGAAAUGCUUAAGUCCCAUAUGGUAAUCUCUACAUUACUUUUAAUACAUGAUAAAUGUAACUGUUAUGUGCAUAGUUGUUGUACUCUAUUGUGUAGAAAUCAUAACAAAGAAAAAACUUGUACAUUUUCAGUAUAGAUACACUUUUUAUUUUUUAGUGGUGCUGAGGAUUGAACCUAGGGCCUUGUGCAUACAAGGCAAGCACUCUGUCAACUGAGCUAUAUCCCUAGCCCUAGAUAUACUUUUAAAAAAUAUUUUUUAAUCCAUGAAGAGUUGAAUCCACCAAUGAAGAAUCUAAGGGUCAAUUUUAUUGUAGAAAAUUUCUUAGGAAAAGAAAAUAAGGUAGUGCUAACACCCCAAAUUUUAUAACCAGAAUGAUAAGAUAUAGAUGUCACUGUAAUCAUUGAAGAAUAGUAUAUCAUUGGCAUUGUUUGAAAAAUACCACUAAAACAGUUUGUGUUUAUUUUAAGUAUUUUAGUCAUUUGGAAAAAUGCAGUCAUCACAUUAGUUAUAAUGCAAAAAUUUGAAAAUCUUCAAACAAUGUUUUAAAUGAAAGAGAUACUUUACCAUACUGGUUUUAUUUUCAUUUCUUUUUCUGUAAAAUGGAAAUAAUGCUUGCUAUUUUAAAACUUCAUUAAGGGUUUUCUGACUAUUUCAAAAAGAAACAAACUAGUUUUUAUCUUAACAAGUGCAUUACUA
This is a messenger RNA of Marmota monax (woodchuck), 7907 nucleotides long. RefSeq names its product SLIT and NTRK like family member 1 (gene Slitrk1). Gene Ontology annotation, cellular component: postsynaptic density membrane; glutamatergic synapse; GABA-ergic synapse. Gene Ontology annotation, molecular function: protein binding. The coding region runs from base 452 to 2542 and encodes 696 amino acids. The transcript is spliced from 2 exons. The record is from RefSeq and is a predicted model, not a curated record. Gene Ontology annotation, biological process: positive regulation of synapse assembly; axonogenesis; regulation of presynapse assembly. NCBI's taxonomy places the organism in Eukaryota, Metazoa, Chordata, Mammalia, Rodentia, Sciuridae.